AAACAUUUCAAUUUCCUGAUUGAACAACUUAGAACCACACCUCAAAAAACCGAGAAUCAGCAUAAGUGUGGUUGGUGCUAUACGUUGGUGUUUGAAAGGGCAUUCAGCGAAUACUUUUGCUACUGGAUAUCGACAUUGUUUGGGUACAUUUAAGAACGGAGAUUAAACCCUGUGGCCUUUAAUCUGACUGGAUACCAGAAGAAGGAUCAAGACGCCGGGAGGCUUGAGCGAAUCAGGACCUGACCUUUUGGGGGCGGUGGGUUUGGGGAUUGACCAACUUUGGCUAUCUGAUGCAAGGGAUCUGGAUGCAUCAGGACUAUCCCAAGAUUGAGGGUCACAGAGGCUACCUGUCUUCACCAGCCUGCAGGGCGGCGACAGAGAGCAGGGCGCUGAACCGACAGAACCGGCGGAGCCCAGGAAUGAGCGAGUUCUGGCACAAGAUGGGCUGCUGUGUGGUGGCCAAACCCCCACCGAAGAAGAAGAGGAGGAAGAUUGACUGCAGCAUGAUCGGAGAGCCUACAAACUUUAUGCACCUCACACACAUUGGCUCCGGGGAGAUGGCGGAAGGUUUGCCGCCGUCAGGGUCAGUCCAGGAACAGAUGAGGUCCAAAGGACCCAGCACCAAUGGCAGAAGCAGCCUCUUAUAGCCAACAUAUGGACCAAUCCAAGGACUCGACGUGAGCUCAUUUUCCCCCUUCCUCGGACCCAGCCUCAACCUUCAUGGACCAACUCUGCAUAUUGCACUUAGGCCCACAAUGACCACCGCAAAUGGCACAAAAAAACACAAAAAAAAAGAUGACUUAAUUUCCCAGAAUCCCUUUCGUCCCCCAUCAUCCAGUUUCAAAUGGAACAUGACUCUUGCCUUGAAGCGGGAAAGUACCCUGGAUUCUCACUCAGCACUGGGGACUGGAUGGGAUUGUGAGUGGGCUUUUAGGAGGUAUUUGUUACACUUCAGGCUGCUGGCGGAUACAGAUUUUCCCAUUUGCCUCUGUCUCAAGCAAGGGAUUGUCCGAACAUUUCAUAUUUCACCAACAAGACCGUCUCACAAGUGUGAUACUGCUCUUUCAAUAACGCAAACAAAAGUUUUCUUUGUUCUUGACACGAAGUGGCGUGCAUUUGUGCCCUUUUAAAAGUGUUGUCUGUAAUGAUUAUAAUGCCUUUAUAAGUAGUAAAUGGUGGAAACUGAGCCCAUAUGUUUCCUAUAGUGCCAUGACAAGCAGGCACUUUUCAUAUGUAUUGCUAAAGUGCAGUGGUCAAAUUGUUAUUUAGGUUUUGGAAGCAAAGUUGCUCAAUUGACAAGCAGGAUGUGGCAUCACCCCUGGCUCCACCCGCUACUUGUCUGGAGCAGUUUAAGAUCCAGUCUUAGCAGCACUGUAGACAUACAGAGUGGGAGUGGUCACGUGUAGGCCUACUUUGCUAAUGUUUUGGCACUUUGCCCGUUUCACGUGGAUGAUUCUUAGAAGUUUUCUAGUCUUUCUCACACACAUUCCACCAUUAGUCACUCAGUCUUCCUUACAAGCGCACGCCAAGUUUUUCAUAGACAACCCUCUCAUAUAUACUUCUACCUUAAGUGUUAUUGCCAAAGUUAUGCCUUUAUAUAUUAGUUUAUUUUUUACCAUGCCUGCUUUAACACCAGCACAUCUGAACACUGGAUAGCACUGGCAGGAAGCCAGAGAAAUGUAUCGAUGUGCCUUGCUCAUAGGCACUGUACGAUGGCUGACCCUGUAAAACACUGCACCUAUCCGGUGUACGAGACACAAAGAAGAAGAAAUUCAUUACCUUCUGUCGUGUCCCAUAGACUCCCUUUUUGGGGUUUUAAACAAGUUUGUAUGGGAUAGUAGUCUUCUUGCGCAAUCCACUUGUAAGCACUUGAAAGCUGAAUGUAAGAUGCCGUAACUAAUCUUAAUCGUUUGCCUUUAUCUAAAAACGAAUCUAGUUGGACUGUUAGUUCAGCAGGUUUAUGACGCCAACAUCUCAAAUGUAUCAUAAACUAUGGCAACUUGGCCUUGGUUCUCCUGUUGCACAGUGUUCCUCUUAGAAUUGGCCCCUGCCUGUCUAAGCUGAGACAUGCUCAUUCACUUUUGAGCUAUUCUGAAAGGUGACUUUAUGGGCUUUCUGUUUCAAUGGCAAUCUACAGUUCAGGUUAGAGGAAACGGUAAAGCCUAUAAUACUACGGUGAGAAAGUGAUGGCUGAUUUUGCUUUCUGUUAUUUUUCAAUUUAUCAAGUUAUUUUGCCUCAUUACUGGUAAAUGGACCCGCUGUUGUCAUUGUAUUCAAUAUUACAUUUAGAUGCAUGCCUACUACAGUUCAGGCAAAAACCUGCCGUAUGAGAGAGUAUUUUUUAUUAUUUGUUUUACGACUGCCCUCCAUAUUUUUGUCAGCUGUGGAGCUGGGUUUUAAAGUUUUGUUUUAAGAUUUAUCUCUGACUGAAGAGAUUCCAGGAUGCAAUGUACGUGCUUUCUUUUUUCAGUUGCACUGUUUUCCUGGGUCUCCCUCUUUUAGUUUGAAUUGCACAUGUGUUCCACAGUCAUCCUAUGUGGACGUUGGUGAACAGAUGGGUGAUAGUAGAGGAAGUAUUUCAACUGCCGCAAAUCUGUGUUUUCUCCGCUUCUGGGCUUUUUCCCUCCUGAAAAUACAGUCUAUUUUAUGUA
Molecule: messenger RNA, 2651 nt
Organism: Oncorhynchus nerka (sockeye salmon)
Lineage: Eukaryota; Metazoa; Chordata; Actinopteri; Salmoniformes; Salmonidae
Product: CDC42 small effector protein 1-like
Exons: 5
Coding region: 291-647 (118 amino acids)
Biological process (GO): regulation of Rho protein signal transduction
Cellular component (GO): plasma membrane
Molecular function (GO): small GTPase binding
Source: RefSeq, a predicted model, not a curated record